GGCAACUUUUCCUGUUGUGCUGGCUCCAGUCUCGCUCAAUCAAGCUCUGCCUGACGUGGGAUUAACAGGGAACAUUUUGCAGGCUGCGGUGAUUCCUGAUGUCUCCUCCGCUCUUGUGGAUAUGAAUUUCCCAAUUCGGGUCAAAGGUCUUGUUCUCUCUGCAGAAAUGUGUCAGCGGCAGCAGCGCAAAGCGGGGCGAAAUCCAUCGAUAGCUGAGCAGCUUCCCUGGAUUUCGCUGCCAACUCCACUUAGUUUAGCCUGAAGAUGGAAACACUGGAGUCCGAGCUGACAUGCCCAAUUUGUCUAGAGCUCUUUGAGGACCCGCUUCUCUUGCCUUGCGCUCACAGCCUUUGUUCCAACUGCGCCCACCGCAUCCUGGUGUCGCACUGCACCCCCAGCGAGCCCAUCCAGUCCAUCCGCGCCUUCCAGUGCCCGACCUGUCGCUAUGUUAUCAACCUCAACCAGAGAGGCCUAGAGGGACUUAAGCGCAACGUCACCCUGCAGAACAUCAUUGACCGCUACCAGAAGGCUUCCCUGAGCGGACCCAACUCGCCCAAUCAGACUCGGCGGGAACGAGCCGCCCCCGACACCGGCGCUAUGACGCAGCCCGGCGACAGGGUGCAGUGUCAGUUUUGCGAGCAGGAGCCUCCGCAGGACGCCGUGAAGACCUGCGUCACUUGUGAGGUGUCCUACUGCGACGAGUGCCUCAAAGCCACUCACCCCAAUAAGAAGCCCUUCACGGGCCACCGCCUCAUCGAGCCCCUGCUAGACUCCCACUUACGAGGGGUCAUGUGUGUGGAGCACGAGGACGAGAAGGUCAACAUGUACUGUGUGACGGACGAACAGUUGAUCUGCGCCUUGUGCAAGCUGGUGGGACGACACAGGGACCACCAAGUCGCCGCUCUGGGAGACCGCUACGACAAACUCAAGCACGCCCUGGAUACCAACCUGAGCAAUCUCAUCAAGAGGACCAGCGAGUUGGAAACGCUCAUGGGCAAACUCAUCCAAACGUGCCAGCACGUGGAGAUAAACGCGUCCAGGCAAGAAAACAAGCUGCUGGAGGAGUGUGACCUCCUGAUCAAUAUCAUACAGCAGAGACGGCAAAUCAUCGGUACCAAGAUAAAGGAGGGAAAGACUGUGCGCCUGAGGAAGUUAGCCCAGCAAAUAGGCAGCUGCAAGCAGUGCAUCGAGAGGUCGUCCGCACUCAUCACUCAGGCUGACCACACCCUAAAAGAGACGGACCCUACUCGCUUCCUUCAGUCGGCCAAAAGCGUCUGUGAGCGCGUCUCUAUGGCAACAGCGUCCUCUCAGAUCUUGGUCCCAGAAAUAAACCUGAAUGACACUUUUGACACUUUUGCGCUGGAUUUCACAAGGGAGAAGAAAAUGUUAGAGAGUUUAGAUUAUCUCACAGCGCCAAACCCACCGGUAAUCCGGGAGGAAUUAUGCACGGCUUCAUACGACACAAUCACAGUUCACUGGACGUCAGAUGAUGAGUUCUCCGUCGUGUCCUAUGAACUUCAGUACGCCAUCUUCACCAGUCACUGCAAUGUUGUCAGUUUGUGUAACUCCGCUGACAGCUGGAUGAUUGUGCCUAACAUCAAACAAAACCACUACACGGUCCACGGCCUCCAGUGCGGCACCAAGUACGUCUUCAUUGUUAAAGCCAUCAACCAGGCUGGAACCCGUAGCAGCGAACCAGGGAAACUCAAGACCAACAGUCAACCAUUCAAACUGGAUCCAAAGUCGGCUCACCGGAAGUUAAGGGUGUCCCAUGACAACCUGACGGUGGAGAGAGAUGAGACGUCGUCCAAGAAGAGCCACAGUCAGGACCGAUUUAGCAGCCACAGCAGCUAUGGCGUCAUGGGCAAUGUUUAUAUUGACAGCGGACGACAUUACUGGGAAGCUCUGAUAGGAGGAAGCACAUGGUUUGCCGUGGGUAUUGCUUAUAAAUCGGCACCAAAACACGAAUGGGUGGGCAAAAACUCCGCCUCCUGGGUACUGUCCCGCUGUAACAACUCAUGGAUGGCUCGUCACAACAGCAAGGAAACACCCAUUGAACCCUCGCCACACCUGCGGCGUCUCGGCGUGCUGCUGGACUACGACUCCGGCUUCCUGUCUUUCUACGACGCCGUGGGCUCUCAGCACUUGUACACAUUCGACAUCGCCUUUGCACAGCCCGUCUGCCCCGUGUUCAACGUGUGGAACCGAUGCGUAACCAUCCUCACUGGACUGCCCAUCCCGGAUCACCUGGAGGGGACCGAGUCCAGCAACUGACAGGACCACCUUGGGUGUUUGUGUGGAUGCUUUUCAGCACAGUAAAUGGCUGAUGAGAACCUUUUGCUGAAUUGAACUUACAAUUUGCAUUUUCUUCAAGCAUUUUACUUUGCACAUUUACUGUGUGUACAUGAUACUGCUGGAUCAUUUCAAGGGAUCGUACUGACUAUUUUCAAUUCCUAAAAAUAUUUUAAAUAGGCUGCAUUGUACAUUUCAUUUGUGCAUGUCUAUCCAUGCGAUGUAAAAAGAUUUUUGUGUCACUGGUCUGUUUCUGGAGGGCUUUGUGAUAAAUGUAUAUUUUUAAUAUGUGUUUGCAAACUUUUUAGCACUUUGAGACGACACAGGGAGUGUCACAAUAAAAUGCAUUCUGAAGCCACUUGAACAAGAGAAUGCAUUUUUCAUUCACCUGUUUAAACAGAAACAGUUUUGUAUGAAGCUUCUGAACAGGCCUUUUGAUUUGUUGAAUUCAAAUUUCCAGUUAUGUAAAUAAAUAAGAACACCACCACUAGCAGCAUAUGUUACCAAUAGUGGUUUCAGAGAACAGAUUGUAUAAAAAAAUGUAUCAUUCGGCCCGAAAACACAAAAUGAGGAGUCACUCAUGGCUCCUGCACAGGCACAUGCCCAAAGUGCAGAAGUGCCCAAACUUUUUCCCACCAAGGGCAGCAUAGUGAAAAAUCAAGGCAUGCACGGACUACUUUGAUAUUUUGCGUUUUUAAACCAAUCCAUGUAGACAUGCUCAGAAGUUUAAUGUAUUUCAUGCCUCCAUCUGAAGCUUUGUGUUUUAGGUGACAAAGCACAUUAUUAAUAUCAGCUUUUUAUCCUUACAUUACAGUUUUUUUGCAUUUCUUUCUUGUGAGUCUUUUUUCUCAUAAUAUCGUGACUUUAU
Dunckerocampus dactyliophorus (ringed pipefish) is the source of this 3160-nucleotide messenger RNA. RefSeq names its product midline 1 (gene mid1). Gene Ontology annotation, molecular function: protein binding; zinc ion binding. The transcript has 10 exons. Bases 265 to 2274 code for a protein of 669 amino acids. The record is from RefSeq and is a predicted model, not a curated record. Lineage: Eukaryota; Metazoa; Chordata; Actinopteri; Syngnathiformes; Syngnathidae.